Molecule: messenger RNA, 534 nt
Organism: Staurois parvus
Lineage: Eukaryota; Metazoa; Chordata; Amphibia; Anura; Ranidae
Source: the annotation of a GenBank genome assembly
CCCCCCUGGAAAAAUGCCACCCUAGGCAAAUGCCUUGUUUGCCUUGUGGUAAAUACACCCCUGCCACCACCCCUCUGUCCAAGUAUACCGUGUCCACAGACACCCCUCUGUCCAAGUAUACCGCAUCCACCACCGACCCCUCUGUCCAAGUAUACCACGUCCACAGACACCCCUCUGUCCAAGUAUACCACGUCCACAGCCACCCCUCUGUCCAAGUAUACCACGUCCACAGCCACCCCUCUGUCCAAGUAUACCACGUCCACAGCCACCCCUCUGUCCAAGUGUGACCCCCUGGGCUAGUCACACUCUGUCCAAGUAUACCACGCCCACCGCCACCCCUCUGUCCAAGUAUACCACGCCCACCGCCACCCCCUCUGUCCAAGUAUACCGCGUCCACCGCCACCCCCUCUGUCCAAGUAUACCGUGUCCACCGCCACCCCUCUGUCCAAGUAUACCGUGUCCACCGCCACCCCUCUGUCCAAGUAUACCGUGUCCACCGCCACCCCUCUGUUCAAGUCUACCACGUCCACCGCC